AUGCUGGCUCGCUCACACUGGAUCGCUGGUCUCCGGCGGGCGGCGAGACUCCGCGACAGCCACAUAAGGACUCUGAGAACGCGACCAGACGUGGUGGUCAAACGCAGUUCUGCACAGCCAAACUCGGCGCACCCCGUGGAGCCCCCAAGAGCCCGGUCGAAGUUCCAAAGGGCUAAUACGACAGAUAUCCAGAAUGCCAGUAUUAGCAAGCCGCCAGCACAGAUAGAACGGGAGAUGAAGCACCAGUUUGAAAAAGAUGAUUUGGACUACGAUCCGGAGUUCGUCCAGGAGCUGAUCCAGCAGUCCCAGAAGGAAGAGAAAAUGUACAAAGAUAUUCUGCAAGAUCCGGAGAAGGCUAAGGAGUACACUGCCAAAGAGAUGCAGGCAUUUGUUGAGUGGCUGGUCAGAGACUGUGAGGAGUUUCUGGCCAACCAGGACGUCGAUACGGAGCAGCGAGACAAGGAGCUGGAGCAGACUGUUGAUCACAUGAUCAAUAGCGAUCCGACGCCCGAAAACAUGGCAGGCGCCUUUAGUGGCAUGGAGAAAAUUGCACAGGGACUCAAGAGCCCUGGAAUUGAAAAGCUAGUGCAUUUUUUGAGCAUGAUUUGCAGAAAGGGCAAUGAAGAACUGAGAAAGUAUAUUCCGCUGGAUAGUUUGCUCAGAAUAUUCAAUAUCUCGACGCAGAUCAGAGACCUAGAGAUACGCGCAAAAUGUAUCCACAUGACUGGAAACCUGAUAUAUUCCGCCACAGACGCGCGAGCAGACCCCAUAAACGAAAUGUUCUACAUCGAAUCGCUCAUGAAAUUCCACAAGGGCCAGACGGCAGAGAGACUCUACAAUAGCCGUCGGGGGAAGCCCGAUGUGGCUGGUCAGCGGUUUUGGAACGAGCUGGGAGUCCGUGUUUACUUGGGAAAUCGGAAGAUUGACGAUGCAGAAGCCCUUGCUGCCGAGACAAAGCAGCAGUUCCAUUACCUGCAUCCAACAAUUUGUCUUGCCUUUGCAGACUGGUACAUGGCCAAGGAACGGUUCGAAGAUGCCUUCCGGUGGUGGGGCGAGCUGCGAGCGGUGAUGAACAGUCAAGGUUUGAUCGAGUCGCUACCACAGCCCGAGACACAGGUCCUGGACGACGAGCAGCUCGUGUACGGCUACCACAACCGCGAAGACCCCGUGACGUUUGAUCACGUGACCGAACUUGCGAUCGGGUUUCUGCAGUGGAAGCGGUACGACGAGGCGAUGGAGAUUUUGGAGGUGACGACGCGGCGCGACAAGCAGUUCCUGUUUUAUUUCAUGGACAAGUUUCGCACGAGCAUGAGUUUCCCUCAGCGCGAGAUGUUGCGGCAUGUUUUGCAAUCUUCAAGCUACCAUCCGUCGAUGUCGAAAUUCAUGCUGAGUGAGCUUGCGAGCGCGAACCAGACAAGAUCGUUGGAGCAGGCGGAGAUCUUGGACGGCAUUGUCGUCUCUCUGCGUGAGAUACUGGACCUAAAAAUCAUUUCGCCCAAAGAGCGCAUUGUUGCUUCCUCUAUAAUAGAUUCCAUAAAGGGUGGACAGUGUCUGACCACCAUGGAGUGUCGGGAGCUGUUCAAGAUGCUUUUGCGCAUAAAGUCAAAGAGAACGUACAUUCUGGUGACACAGGUGCUUAAUGAGAUGAACGAGACGUUUGAGCGGAUGUCUAGCUCCGACAAGCUCCAGAUAUUUCCGCCGGUGUCGUCACAUUUUUACCUGUUGCUGGUGCAACUAUUUGGCCGGCAAAAAAAGCCGGAUCUCGCGAAAAUUGAGGCCAUUGUGAGGCUGAUGGAGUCUAAGGGCAUUGGCAUGGUGACUCUUAUGGCGAACCAGCUGAUUCUCACUUACAAAAAGGCAGGCCGGCCGGAUCGUGCGAUCGAGUUUGCGCAACACUACAUGAACACCAACGAGAAUUUCCAGCUCACCAACGAUUUCUGCAAAAUAACGUUUUCCGUGUACAGAUACGUCCAGAUGAAGUCUGCCGCGCACAAGCUUGCAUACAAGAGACGUUUGCAGGAGUUACAGGAUAUAUUCAGAAGAAUAUGCCGUACUCCGGGUUUCGAUGUGAGUCCAGAGCUGCUGAACGAGCUGACCUUGACUUUUUUGAAGUAUGGCGACUACGUUUCGGCAAUUUGUGCACUGCAGCUGUACGGAAUGGUGUGCAAUAAAAAUUUGGAGAAGACGACUCUUUUGCUGGUGAACGAUUACCUGGAAAAAUCGUUUGCCAAGAUGAAAUCCAAGCUCACAGAAUACGAGAACGACCAAAUGCUAGCGAGGAUCUCACAACUACGCGAGACAAUUGGGUUCAAAUCGCUACAGAAGUUAUCGGACAAUCCGCUCGAUCUCAAUUGGAGAGACGCCGCGUCGUACAUUAUCCGAUACUUGAACGUGUUCGAUUUCAAUCCCAAUCCCUUUUCACUGAAAAAUCACGACGGACACUUUACUUCAACGCAGGAAAAUGAAGAUGCCAAGAGCCGGUUUGAGGCCCUGCUGCUCAAAUCGCAGGAAGAUUACCAGCUGCCAAAAGUCUAUUUAUCGGAUAUUGUACAAUUAUAG
Molecule: messenger RNA, 2559 nt
Organism: Ogataea parapolymorpha DL-1
Lineage: Eukaryota; Fungi; Ascomycota; Pichiomycetes; Pichiales; Pichiaceae
Product: Mitochondrial protein of unknown function
Exons: 1
Coding region: 1-2559 (852 amino acids)
Source: RefSeq, a predicted model, not a curated record